Messenger RNA from Chelonoidis abingdonii (Abingdon island giant tortoise), 4491 nucleotides. It is a transcript of the gene DUSP3, whose product is annotated as dual specificity phosphatase 3. Gene Ontology annotation, molecular function: MAP kinase phosphatase activity; protein tyrosine/serine/threonine phosphatase activity. Gene Ontology annotation, biological process: negative regulation of JNK cascade; negative regulation of ERK1 and ERK2 cascade; positive regulation of mitotic cell cycle. The record is from RefSeq and is a predicted model, not a curated record. Gene Ontology annotation, cellular component: cytoplasm; cytosol. NCBI's taxonomy places the organism in Eukaryota, Metazoa, Chordata, Testudines, Testudinidae.
GCGUUUCUCCAGGAUGGGGGGCUGCGGGGUAAGGAAAAUCACCCCUGCAGGGCGCGCGGCUGGCACGCUCAAAGUGACCCGGCUGCUGAGUGUUGCUGGCAGAACCAGCUGAUCCCAGCCCCUCCUAUCAGGCUCAGCCCAGCGCUCGUGGGGGGAGAGAAGCAAGGCCCUGCCUAGAGCUGCGGAGUACUCGUGGGGGCUGCAGGGAGUGGCCCAGAUCUGGCCAUGUCCGACUAUCAGAUUUCAGUGGAGGAGCUGAACGACCUGCUGGCUAACGGCAGCGGCUGCUACAGCCUCCCCAGCGCGCACAGCAACGAGGUGGCACCCCGCAUCCACGUGGGGAACGCGCGAGGCCUUUGGAGGUGGAGGAACAAUUACCCAGAACAACCCCCUGAGUUUGUUCAGUCUGAGAGGAAGGACCUAAGCCAUUUCAAGGUGUUUUUAUUCACCCCUGCAUGUUCUUGGAGGUUCAUAGCCAAGAAUAUCAUGAGGUUGCAGCGCCUGGGCAUAACCCACAUCCUGAAUGCAGCAGAGGGAAAAUCCUUCAUGCAUGUGAACACUAAUGCAGAGUUCUACGAAGGCACAGGCAUCACUUACCAUGGCAUUAAAGCUAAUGACACCCAAGAAUUUAACCUCAGUUGCUAUUUUGAGGAGGCAGCUGACUUUAUUGACAGUGCGCUGUCCCAGAAGGAUGGCCGGGUGUUUGUACACUGCCGUGAAGGCUACAGCCGCUCCCCAACACUGGUCAUUGCUUAUCUCAUGCUUCGCCAGAACAUGGAUGUCAGGUCUGCAGUGAGCGCUGUCCGGCAGAAGCGAGAGAUUGGGCCCAAUGAUGGCUUCCUGAAGCAGCUCUGCCAACUUAAUGAGAGAUUAGUGAAAGAGGGCAAACUGAAGCCCUAAACCGAGGAGCUGCAUUUUCUCAGAGAGGCUCUCCUGACUGUCAAAGGGUGCACGUUAGGUGCUUUAGAUAACCCAAACUUAAACUGCUAGGCUAGGUCAUGCGGUGCGAGGGAGGCAGAGUCCCUUCUUGUCUAGUGAAAGUAUCUUCCACAUGUCUGGGUCUGCCCUUUAAAAUAGCACAAAGCUCCAUCACUCCUAGGAGUGUUGCACUAAAGAAAGCUCUUUAGAGGGAUAAUUCCAACAAUGUAUCAGCUGUCAUCACAUGUGUUUCUUUCAGAGCUCACUGGAGGUCCCAUGACAUACGUACUUCGCAUUGACUUUGGAUGUCAUUUAUUUUAGCUUCAUGUUCUUGAAUCCCACCAGUGCAACUUGGCCGCAUGGGUGCCUAAGAGCAGAAACGCAUCUCCCUUCACUUGCUUUUAAUUGAAGUACUGUAUUUUUAAAAGUGUAUCUCACAAACUCACAGGUGCCUAAAGUCUGAGUGUAGGAGCUUGCAAAGACAGAGAAGUAUAUAUGCAAAUACACAGAUGCACUCACCCCUAUUAGUGUGUUUAGCUUUGUGUGUGGUAUGGAUAUAUACAAUACAGUAUACAUACAGGGCUUGAGUGUGGCAGUAAAGCCAUCCAGAGUCUGAUGGUAAUACAAGUACCCUUGAAAAUAGAGUUUGUAUAUCUGUUGUUUGUGUUUAUUAUUAAGUAGAAACAAAAAUGCUGUAUUUUUUUCAUCUUAAAAUUUAGACGGAAAAGUAAAAUAUAGAGAGCAAGUAUCAAAGGAAAGAAUCGAAUGUGAGGAGCAGAGAAUGGGAGUGCUUAGGUAUGUUGAUACUUGGUGUGAGUAUAAGAACCUGAACAGAAGACACACACAAUGUGAACUGGCUGCUUAUGAGGGAUUUUAGUGAAUUUCAGGUUCUUUUUUCUUUAACCUCACUAUUAUUUAUAUUGACCCUGGAAAGCUUGAACCUGAAAUCUUUUUCCUCACUGAAAUAUUUUCCCUUCAAGAAGCACACACACUGAUUGCUUAUUGUAAGAUGCCCAUUGUAAGGGACAGCACAUUCUGGCUUGAAGUAGGAUUGCACUGUUUGUGUUUAAAGAGAAAUGAGCCCUGUUGCCCAUCAUAUGGACAUGGCAAACAUUUACUUGCAAGUGGUUGAUAUCUUUAGCCUCUCUUAGAUGCUGCCCCAUUGAGUCACUGCAGUAUCUGGAGUGUAAGCUGCUUCGUUUACAGUGUGUAUAUUGGCUGAGUGUGCAAACAUAACUUUAAAGGCUUGCAAAGUGCUGUACAUGUACUCAGGGCCUCACUGGUGCACCCCCAGAAUUGUUGGUAAUGCUAUCAGAACCCUGCAUAUACUUGUUCAGUUUUUCUGUGUGAUUUUAUGUAUUUAAAGGAUAACAUUUUAACAAGAAAAACUCUUGUAUUAUUGAUGCACACAACACCCAGCACUAGGUUGUUCUUUUUGUGUAUUCGAUUUUUUUUAACCGUGUGUCAUUUCCUGAUCUAUUUUUAUUUUAAUAUUUCGUACACUUAGUUUGGUUUCAAGAAAGUUGUGGCUUGGGUCACUUGGCCUAUGACUCCAUAUGUGACUUCUCUAGUCAAAAACAGGGCUUGCUUCAGUUUCUUUGCAUAGGAUAGGGAUAGCCAAACAAUAGUCCAGCUAGCCCCGUACCCUAUCUUUGUCAGCGGCUAGUACCAGAUGCUUCCACAGAAAAACAGCCUCAUAAUGGAUAAUUAUGGAAGAAUCAGCACAUGGAAUUCAAUCAUACUUACUAUCUACUAAAUCCUGUGCAUUUAGUGAUUGGCAUUUGUCCUGAAGCAGGAGGGUUUACAUCCUUUAUAGAAUUUUAUCAUAUCUAAUGCAUUUGGGGAUACUUUUCACUAUCAGUAUAAAUGUCUGAUUUUUAAAAAACCAUUACUUUCAUAUAUUGUGAUAGUGAGUUUCACAGGUUAAUUAUGUUUGUGUAAAAGUCUUUCCUGUUGAUCAGAUUUUUAAAUCUGUUGCCUUUUAAUUUCCUUGGUUGCCCAUUUUUCUGGUAUUAUGAAAGAUGGUGAAAAGGAGCACCUGCCUUAUCUUUUCUACAUUACUCAUUCUCCAUUUUGCAUACUACAAUCUUGUUACAGAUAAAGCUGUUUUUCUACUUCUGUUGAUGAUAGAGUUUUUAUCUCUUUACCUACAUCAGUGUAUUGCAAAUAUGAAUCCAAAUAAGAUAGAAAAUAUGUACACACACCUCCACUCUAUUUUGGCUUUGAUUUGGCAUUUAGAAGGUAGGGCUCCAACCGAAUGAGUGAUCUAAAAAGAAUUUUAUUAUUAGGCAUUAGAUUUUUUUUUCCACAGAUGCUCCUAGAUUAAUCUGUUUAGUUAGUGGGAGUGUGAUUAGAAACAUCCAGGAAUGAUCUCAGUGUUUUUUGUUGGAAUAGUAGAGUCCAUCUGUUUUGUGGUGGUGGUAGGAUUUGCACAGCUCUGUAUUGUCUUGAACCACCUAAAAGCAGGUGGAGAGAGUGCUGCUCGCAGUUGGCAUAUGACUAAAAUGAACUGGAAAACAAGACAGAUAAGAAAAAUAUGGAGAUAUUUUUCCUCUGUUUAUAGGACCUUUUCAGAGUUCAUUUGCAAUGAUGUAAUAUCACGAACUUCAGUGGCAUAACAUCUGAUUUACCCCAAUGUAAACAAAAUCGGAACCAGGUCUUCAGUGUUCAAACUUGGCAGAUCUGGUGUCUAUUGAGAAUGAAUAAAAGAUGCCUGUGGGAAAGGAAUUAGCCCAAAAGCAAGCUCUGAAACAUUAUAUCCUAUAGUGAGUUACUGAGUAGUUUGACUCAUACAUGAAACUGAUUCCUUAUUUCCUAUCCAUUCUCUUUGUUCUGCUCAUAGUCUUGAAUAGUAUAGUUAGAUUAUAACUUGUGAUGUCACUUGUACUCCUCCAGUCUUUCAUCUGUUCUUUCAGUUUAAGUCCUUUAAUGUUGCACAGUAUUCUGCAGAUUGCAGCUGUCAGAGAAGAGCUCUUAGUUCUAAAUUUAAUUCCAUAAUCAUGUUAUGCUUCUCAGUGCAUCUCCUUGACUGUAGGUGCUAGAUCUUAUUAAAAGGAAAAAAUAGAGAUUUCUUCCAUCAUAAGAUGAAAUGGAGAAAGUACCAAAAAAUACUGUGCCUUUUUACUGAAACUGGAGUGGAGCUGCCCACUGCUGCUGUGUGUUCCUUACUGGCGUGACCAUUAAGAAAUAUAUUUUUAAGCACAGAAGAAUAGGUAAGUAGGAACAUGGUGCAGUACCAGUGAUUAAACUGUUUUAGCUGUAACCAAGAAUGCUGCCUCUGGAUUUGUUGAUAUAAGUUUUAUCUCUAAAUAACAGAACUUUGCUUUUUGUCAGAGUAAAUACAAUCAGAGCUUUGGAGAAGGGAGGAUGUCUCUUCAGGAUACAAACCUGUCACAGAACAAGUACAUCUACCAUGCCAGACUCCAAUAUAACAAGAACUAAAGCAGUUGCUUUUUGCUUUGCAGGAAUGUUUUGGGUUUGUUUGUUUGUUUACUAAAAAAGCAACUCCAGUAGGUAAUGAGUCCUCUAAAAUAUCGUUGUUUGCAAACACUGUUCUCAUGCUUCAGACUGAAC